Molecule: messenger RNA, 1505 nt
Organism: Pyricularia pennisetigena
Lineage: Eukaryota; Fungi; Ascomycota; Sordariomycetes; Magnaporthales; Pyriculariaceae
Exons: 5
Coding region: 13-795 (260 amino acids)
Molecular function (GO): oxidoreductase activity, acting on a sulfur group of donors, disulfide as acceptor
Source: RefSeq, a predicted model, not a curated record
CCAACCGCCGAUAUGGACGACAUCAAGCGAUACCCGACCCCUCGAGCCCUCCCGCUUGCAUCGUCGCGGAGGAGUCGUACCUUUGUCGCCUUGGCUGCCUUGGGCAUCGUCUCUUUCUUCUUCUUCGUCCACAUCCGUCCGCUUGCGGUACUGCACACUACGCCCGACGUAACCAUCCCGUUGAAGACGCACCCGCGCCCGCAGCCCGAAGCGGCUGUCGGGAAGCAGCAGGCACCUCUGGUGCCGCUCGAGGCGCACAUCAUGAGCAAGUGCCCGGACGCCAGGGAUUGCCUCAGGGAUAUGGUGCUGCCUGUGAUGCAGCGCGUGCAUGACAAGGUCAACUUUACCUUGUCAUUUAUCGGAACUCCGGAUGGCGAUAGCGGAGUUGCAUGCAAGCAUGGACCAGCUGAAUGCAUGGGAAACAUUAUCGAGCUUUGCGCCGCUGAUCUGUAUCCCGAUCCGAAGACGUAUCUUGGAUUCACCAUGUGCAUUUCGAUGAAGUACCCAGAGAUACCCAAGCGAGAACUCAUCGAGGCCUGCGCACUGGAGCACGCCGUGGACUUCAAGGCGCUCAAUGAUUGUGCAGCCAAGGAUGACGGCGCAUACGGCAUUGAUAUGCUACGCCAUAGCGUACAAAGGACGGCAAGAGCCGGCGUGAAGAUGAGCUGCACGGUCAGGCUGGACCAGGAGAUCUACUGCAUCAGGGACGGAGGAGAGUGGGUAGAUUGCCCCAAGGGACCUGGUGUUCAGGAGCUGGUUGCGGCUAUUGAGCAGAAGUACUCGUCUUCGAAAUAGUCUCUCUUUUCAGCGGUUCAAAAAUUUCGCUCAUGCUCUCAAGCUGCUCGAUGAUGCUCUCCAGCCCCACGGCCUUGCCGGUGGCCUGCGUGGCUCCCGCCUCGAGCUGGACGUGCACGAUGUGUAUGUGGAAGUGGUAGUAGGUGGGCUGGUAGUGCACGUACAGCUUGAGCUGGUCCCGCUCGAUCUCGGGGUACACCUCGGCGGUGGCGUCGAGGAACCUCUGCCGCAUGUGCCGCAGCCAGGGGACGUGCCUCUUGGUCAGGUCGCGCAGGCUCCAGAUGUCGCGCCGCUCCACCAGGCCCAACAGGUGCAGGGCCUCGAGCGUCGACCGGUCCCAGUUCAGAUCGGGAAGCAGCAGGAAACCCUCGUCGCCGGCCUCGCCCAGCGGCGUGCGGUAGAUGACGUCCUCGACCUCCUUCCGGCCCUCGAUGAUGUUGUACACCCAGCUCAGCCGCCCGGCCUCGCGCUUGGCCUGCAUGUAGGGCCGGACCCUGGUCCGGUAGACGUCGGGCGUCUCGACCACGAACCGCACGCCCUGCUUGCUGUACUUUUUCACGUGCUGCUCCGUGCACGGGUAGAUGAGGUUGAUCUUGAGGUCCUCGGCCGCGUCGGCCGCCCCGCCCGUCGCCGCCAUGUACCAAAAGUAGACGUCGUUGGCCCCCAGGUUCUUGAGCGUGCGCAGCGUCCCCGUCACCGACGAGAGGUAG